AGUGUCCUGUCAAAAUGGGGAACUCCACUCCUUACGACCUGAACCAGUUCACGGUGGGAAUUCAAAGUCUGAACACGUUACAUCAUUUUCAGGCAAAUUUCAAUCCAGGGUAAAGAUAGGAUCAUUGUAAUGCCGCACCAUUCAAUUUCCCAUGCUCGUAGAUGGAAGGGGCGUUGGGCGUCGCAUUUUGUGAUUGUGGCGUUGCUGUUCUUGCUUUGUUCAUCCGUGACCUACAGCUUUGCAGCUCUGUCAAACAAGGAACCAGGUGUGCCAAAAUUGCUGGGUGCUGCACCUGAGCAGAGCUCCGAUAGCGUGAGCCAGGAUGCUUCAUCCGGGCCAAUCCCAUUUGCCCGUGUAGCGCCACGGAAAUUCAGGAUCCUGUUCACGUGCAAGAUUUGCGAAACUCGCAACUCGCACAUGAUUUCUAGGCUUGCCUACCAGCAGGGCAUCGUCAUUGCCACUUGCCCAGGUUGCAAUAGCCGGCACUUGCUGGCCGACAAGACAGGUUUGUUGGAUGUUGGUAUUUGGGAUGUUGAGCAGCUUGCCCAGCAAGGCGAGAACGUCACUCGCUUGACUACUGAUGGUUACCGCCAGGUGAGUGGCGAGCAGUCUGAUAAUGUCACAUCCAAAGUAGGUGAAAGCUCUCCACUCCUAGUUCGCAACAAGGAUGGUUUGCUCGAAGCUCUGCCAGAGGAGGAUUUGGGGCUGAGCCGAGCUGCGGACUUCAUGGCCGACACCUCUGACGAGGCAGACAGCGGCAAACAAAGUGGUAGGAAGAAAGGAAGAAAGGAAAGGAAAAAAAAGAACAACAAUCAGACGAUUUGAUAAAGAUAGGAUAGAAAGGAAACGGAUCUUUUAACAUAUUAUUAUGUUAACAUGUAAUUUAAAAUGUUAAUUUAACAAAUGUGCGUUAAACCGAUAUGGGCCUCAAAACCAAGCCAAGUUGUUUUUUUGCUUCAAUUUAUUUUAGCGAUGUGUGCAGCAAUUGUGCACUGUGCCAGCGUGUCAGCGCUUCAGGAUGUGGAUUCUCCCUGAGAAUCUGUAGUCAGCAUGGCAAAGCAACGCUUGAUCAGAGCGAUUUGUAGCCGUGCGCUGAUAAUCGUGUUCUGGACGGAUCUUCCGCGUUCUGCAGGGAACAAAGUAAAGAUCAUCCAGGGUGCAGUUGUGACAGCAUGUGCGAAUCGGAGCUUCCACUUGACGCAAUCAUCAUUGUGUAAGGGCGACUACUACCCGACCACCGAGACUGUCGCACUUGUGCACUUCUUCCGCUGCACUGGCCUUUCAUCCUGUACAGAGUGCAUCGCAAGCGUCUUGAAACGCAAAGUCUGCGACAAUACCAAGAGCAGCUCGAUGGUCCACGCUUUCCAAAAGGGUGUCAGCCAGCGGAAAACAAAGUGUAGUUUUCUGCAUGUGAGGCAAAC
Molecule: messenger RNA, 1421 nt
Organism: Durusdinium trenchii
Lineage: Eukaryota; Dinophyceae; Suessiales; Symbiodiniaceae
Source: the annotation of a GenBank genome assembly